Messenger RNA from Hypoxylon fragiforme, 1498 nucleotides. Its product is annotated as HAD-like protein. The record is from RefSeq and is a predicted model, not a curated record. Gene Ontology annotation, molecular function: beta-phosphoglucomutase activity; sugar-phosphatase activity. NCBI's taxonomy places the organism in Eukaryota, Fungi, Ascomycota, Sordariomycetes, Xylariales, Hypoxylaceae. The transcript is spliced from 3 exons. Bases 345 to 1070 code for a protein of 241 amino acids.
AGAAUAGCCGACCGUGGGACUUGGAACAAUCUUAGUGAUUUAUCGGCAUCACGAUAGCUUCAAUUCCAUACUAGUCACCUAAGCAGACCUAGGUGGCCAAAUCUUAAUUGCGGACUUAAGAAGGCGGAGAUUCCUAAUUCGGCUUAGCCGCCACGGACCUCUUAGAGCGAAUUGGCCAAUAUAAAGACGCGCUCACUUACACAAUACGCAACUGUAUAUUGCCUCACAGCUUUACGACUAUUACUAUAUCUUACAUUGCUCCAGUUCAUUAUACGAAUAAUACCUUCAUAAAAAAUCAAAAAAAUAAAACGGUGUGAAGAAAACGAGAUCUAAUACAAUCCAAGAUGAGUUAUACCACACCUCCGUUCGAGGUCACUUUUAAGGGGCUACUAUUCGACAUGGACGGCACCAUCAUCGAUUCAACAGCUGCAGUCGUCAAACAUUGGCAAACCGUCGGAAAUGAGAUUGGAGUAGACCCGGAGGUGAUCCUGCAGACGUCUCACGGCCGGCGGAGCAUAGAUAUGCUUAAAGUUCUCAGUCCAGAAAAGGCGAAUUGGGAAUACGUAAGACACAUGGAAGGCCUACUGCCCAAACUCCACGGCGACGACGCCGUCGAGAUCCCCGGCGCCCGCGCCCUCCUCGACGCGCUCAUCGCCGCGUCCGCGCGCUGGACCAUCGUCACGUCGGGCACCGUACCGCUCGUGACAGGGUGGCUGGACCGCCUGCAACUGCCGCACCCGCCGCACCUGGUGACGGCGGAGUCCGUGGCCGUCGGCAAGCCGGACCCGGCGUGCUAUGUCCUCGGGCGCGAGAAGCUCGGGUUCAGCGGCGCCGAUGACAGCGCCGACAUCCUCGUGUUAGAGGACAGCCCCGCGGGGAUACAGUCCGGCAAGGCGGCCGGCUGCAAGGUGCUGGGCUUGGUCACGAGCCACACCGUCGAGCAGGUGCUGGCCGCCGAGCCCGACUGGAUCGUCCGUGAUCUGCAGUCCGUGACGAUGGUCCGCGGGGGAGACGGCGGCGUGACGUUGCAGAUUUCGGAUGCCUUGGCGCCUGCUGUGAAUGAGAAGUGAGUUCGGGGGACUGAGGAAUGGAGGAGUCGAUAGACGUUAUUAGAAGUAGAAGGAGAGAGACAGGACUGGGAAAACUUAAUAGGGCAAGACAAAACAACACGAGAUGAGAUCCAUGAGAUGAGAUGAUAUGAGACAGUAAAGCAAACUCUCCAGUGCCUUACCUCCCAAACCUCUCCCUCUACCACUAUCCCCCAGGCGACCAAGAAAGCGUCCCUAGAGACAACAACACAUCAUCAAGGCCACAGAGCGCUCGAGACGCCAAGAACCAAUUAAUCUCUAAUGUCAAGAUCUGGCAGCUAGUGUAGGCUGAAAGUAUAUUGAUGAGCAAGCCAGUGUAAUUUUCCGGUGCACGAGCUUUCCCUUCAUUCGUUCAAUCCUUUUCUUUCCUCGGUAUCCUCCAUUCUCUGCCUGCCUGCCUGCCUGCCUGC